Molecule: messenger RNA, 990 nt
Organism: Fusarium graminearum PH-1
Lineage: Eukaryota; Fungi; Ascomycota; Sordariomycetes; Hypocreales; Nectriaceae
Exons: 2
Coding region: 219-794 (191 amino acids)
Biological process (GO): DNA synthesis involved in DNA repair; DNA-templated DNA replication
Cellular component (GO): delta DNA polymerase complex
Molecular function (GO): DNA-directed DNA polymerase activity
Source: RefSeq, a predicted model, not a curated record
GAUAAAUCAUCAAGUCCAUACAAUCUGAACUAACCACCAUCAACUGCAUAAAAUAUCUAUUUACCUAUUCACACAAGUUAUGAUUUCUGCUGAUUAGUCUUUACCAACUAAAUUAACUGUUACCCGGCUGCGUUCAUUUAUUCUUCACUUACACACCAUCCAGCGCCAUCCACCUUAGUACCUUGAAAUACCAUCUCGCUUCGGAAACUGAAUCCACCAUGCCCACCACUCGACGAUCCGCUGCCAGCGCUCGCAGCAGGGGCCUGCCCGCCAAGGGACAGUCAACUCUCAGCUUCUCAAAUAAAGUGACAAAGCCUGUGCCGAAGAACACUAAGAAGUCUAUCAUUUCACCUUCUGUUACCAAGAUUGAUCCCAGUCAGCUUGCAAAGAAGAAAGAGACAGAGGACAUUGUCGACGACGAGCCCGCGGUUGCGGAGCUUGAGGCAGCCCCGGAGCCUGUCAAGUCUGAGUUGGAGCUGCAAGCAGAAAAGGUCACGGAUGCGCAAAUCAAAAAGUACUGGAAGUCCAUUGAGAAGCAAUGGUCUACUCCUCGCCUACACCAGCAAGACGUAUCCCAAAAUGAGAGAGUUCUUCGAUAUUUCGACGUGAGCUCACAAUACGGUCCCUGUAUCGGCAUGCCUCGCAUGAAGCGCUGGAAGCGGGCGGACCGUCUGGGCCUUAACCCUCCCAUUGAGGUUCUCGCUGUUCUCAUGAAUGAAGAGAGCAAGGGCAACGACCAGAUUGAAACGGCACAUAUGGACGAGAUCCUCAACUCCAUUGCCGUGGAAACUUGAUCUGUCUCAUCAUCUUUUCACUGAUAUGCGUUGAAAGUAGCAGGGCGUUUGGGGGAAUGUUGUUUUCAUGCCGAUGUGGCUUCAUCUAUUGUCUUUGUUGUUCUAUAAGCCCAACUGAAGCUUGUUAAACGAGAUAUCUAUGACCCAAACACCAACAAGCUUUGUAAAACACAUUGGAAAUCUAGAUAACAGACCU